AUGUUUGAACGUUCCCGUUUUGUAUCAUUGCACUACUACGGAAAGAUAUUUCUUGAAAAUUUGCAGUUUGCCUGCUUAUUUAUAAUACCAUUAUAUUUGAUUGUGUUCACGGUACCGUUGGUAGUAAACCCUGAUACGAUCGACCAGUUUAAAAUAAAUUUUAAGGUUGUUCUAUUAUCCAAACCAUUUUGCGAGGUGAAAUCUGAAGAAUGUCAGAAACUAUUGGAUCCGGAAUAUGGAAAUCCUUCACUUUUGUUGAAGACGUCGUUCCUGGACUAUGAAUUGGUCUACAUCAGGCACUAUUCGAUAGACUACUUGGACAACAUUUUGAUCACAUUGGUAGACAAAUCAUUCUUCAGGCCGUUGAUUUUGAUGAUUAAGAAACCAACAAAUCCUGCUGAAUGGUGGUCAAAGGUGCUCGAGUCGUUGCGAGUCGUAAUGGCGAUUGGUAAUGCUAUGAUAUUUCAUGCCAUCAAGGGUGUUCUUGUUUCGAAGAUGUGGGUUUUCUUUAUAUUCGGGGCGAUCACUACAAUAUACGAUUCUUGGGCGUCACUAAUCCAAACAUUGUCCGGUGUGCUCAGAUCGGCCAAUACUAUAUUCUAA
Messenger RNA from Debaryomyces hansenii CBS767, 603 nucleotides. RefSeq lists its product as uncharacterized. Bases 1 to 603 code for a protein of 200 amino acids. The record is from RefSeq and is a predicted model, not a curated record. NCBI's taxonomy places the organism in Eukaryota, Fungi, Ascomycota, Pichiomycetes, Serinales, Debaryomycetaceae. The transcript has a single exon.